This is a messenger RNA of Impatiens glandulifera, 339 nucleotides long. RefSeq lists its product as uncharacterized. Lineage: Eukaryota; Viridiplantae; Streptophyta; Magnoliopsida; Ericales; Balsaminaceae. The transcript has a single exon. Bases 1 to 339 code for a protein of 112 amino acids. The record is from RefSeq and is a predicted model, not a curated record.
AUGGAGAAUCUCAAGCCAAGGAGCCAAAAACCCUCAAAAGCAAAGAAGAAACCCAUAAAAGUAACUUACAUUUCAAAUCCAAUGAGAGUUCAAGCAAAUAAUGAGUCUGAAUUUCGGGCCAUUGUACAAGAGCUUACGGGCAAGAACUCCACCAUUGAUAGUUACUUAGAAGAUGAAGUUCAAGAGUUCCCCAACAAUGGUGUCUACCGCGCUCAUGAAACUAGCCAAAAACGCGAUGAACAAGUGCUUUCAAGUGUGAAAUCAUCUUUAGAAAACAAUAUUGAAUCUUCCCUUUGGAUGGAACUCUAUGGUUAUCAAUCUCAUUGUCUUCAUGGUUGA